Molecule: messenger RNA, 1377 nt
Organism: Tribolium madens (black flour beetle)
Lineage: Eukaryota; Metazoa; Arthropoda; Insecta; Coleoptera; Tenebrionidae
Exons: 4
Coding region: 12-1007 (331 amino acids)
Source: RefSeq, a predicted model, not a curated record
UAGCCCCAACAAUGUGCCAAUUAAUUCCAGUUUUAUUGAUUGUUGUGAUCCCAAUUUUUGGGUGGGAUUUAUCUUACUACAACAUUUCUUCUGAUUAUUUUGUGUCCCAAGUUGCUGUUUAUGGGAAUCGGGCUUUUUUAUCGCUACCAAGAAGCUCUUGUCGUAACAAUAUCACCAAUCCGACUCUGGUUGAAGCGUCAUGGUUCAAUGAACAACCGAUUUUUCCCAGAAAAUAUCCCUUUUUUCUUGAUUUUCAAACGUGGAAUAACUGCGACCAUUUGCAAGAUGUUGUGGCUGUGGAUAUGGAAACUAUGAGGCCACGUUUGUGGGUUUUAGACAAAGGCAACUUGGAGUGUUUACCAAAAAUUGUCAUUUAUAAUAUUUUCCAAAAAAUUAAUUUCACUUUAGAAGCACCUAAAAACGUUAGCUUUAAUUCUUUAGUGGUGGAUGGGCCAAAAGCAUACAUCGGUUUAGACGCCUCCAGCAAUUUACUAAUAUUUUCCUUGGCUGAAUUCAAGUGGUGGCAAAUCAAUUUAGAAGCCCCAAACACCAAUUUACCAAUUUCAACCAAAUAUGUGGCUCUUGGGCGCAAAGAACCGAUUUUGUAUCUCACUGGAGGGGACGAAAGAGGGAUUUUUUCAUUAGAUUUAACCGAAAUCGAAAGUUUUAAUCAGGAGGAAGAAAUAUUCAACGCUAAUGUCACAUUUCUGGGAGAAAAACUAGGAAACUCGACGUGUCUCGUUGCAGAUUUCAAAAAUGGGCUCAGUUAUUACAUACCACGUGAUUAUGUGGUUGUUCGAUGGGACACAAGGAAUCCCCCAAUUGCUGAGCAUUAUAACGUCUUGGCUCAGUCUUAUGAGCUUUUACCUUACGUGUCCCAACUCUAUACAGGCCCUCAAAACUCGAUCUGGGCCCUCGCCAAUCCCAGCCCCUCUCACCUAUGCCAGGAGUCGCCCCAACUCAGCAAACGUUUAAUAAAAUUACUCAAAUACAACAUUUUCUUGUAAUAUCGUCUUUAUUCAACAAAUCAACAAUAAAUCAGUUUACGUGUGUACGGGUAAUGGGUUUUUGGGAUUAACACAGCCUCCCAUCAAAGUCACCCUUUGUGAGGCUCCACAGCCUACAGUGUUUUGGAUAAAGUCAGGGAAGUUGCUUUCAAGGAUCCUCAUUCUUUCGCGUUUGAGGUCAGGGAUGGCGUGUGUGGACAAGUAGCACUUUUUGGAUUUGUAGACUAGAACUGGGAGUCCUGGAGCUAGAGGAAGGUUGGCGUCCCAUCGGUACACUUCCGGUUUACCCUCAUACCGGAAGAAAACAGCGGUACCAAGAUCGGUACCCAGGAUGAUGAUUUUCCCGUCUUUGGAACCACUAUCGACGAUU